Molecule: messenger RNA, 5876 nt
Organism: Aedes aegypti (yellow fever mosquito)
Lineage: Eukaryota; Metazoa; Arthropoda; Insecta; Diptera; Culicidae
Product: microtubule-associated protein futsch
Exons: 8
Coding region: 163-5652 (1829 amino acids)
Source: RefSeq, a predicted model, not a curated record
UCCUCAGCAAAGCAAAAACUAACGGUAAAAAGCGAAGGUUUGACGACAUGAGAGAAUGUGUUUUAUUGUUGUACCAUUUCCCGGUGAAAUUACAGUCAAAUUUGAAACAAAAUAAGCCAACUCAAUUCGAAUAGUCGUUCCUCCGGUUGCUCCACGUCGAAAAUGCAGCCACAAGAAGACCCAAAUAUGGCCGAAAACAACAUGGUGGAAAGAAGACACGACGAACCGUGUAAACUUGCCGAACCGGUAGGCCAGAAAGAACACAUGCCGGACAACCACGAAGUGGACCACACGGAAACGGUGAAUUCCACGGAGAAAAUGUCAGAAAAUGACGAUUUGACGGAAGAGGAAGAGAACAAGCUGCUGCAAGCGGAAGAGGACGACUUGGAUGUGAUCGAUUGCUACACGGAAGAUUUUGACAGCGACAUGGAGAACGACUUCUGCCGGAAGGAAAAGCAGAAAAAUGAGGAAACGACGAAGGAAAAGGAGAAAACCAAAGAAGCGAUGCAAGAAAAGGAGAAAAACAAGAAAACGGUUACGAACAGUAAGAAUAUGGAUAAGAUAGAGGAGAAACCCCAAAACAAAACGACAACAGAGGAAGAAGUCAAUCAGCAGAAACCGUCCCCGAAGAAAGUUGCCGCGGAGCUGGAAGAUGAUGAUGACGAAGAUGUAAUCCAGCUUUGUGACGAUAUUUCGGACACAUUUCUUGAAGAUGAUGCCAUCGGCAGUUCGGCAGGUCCGACAAAACCGGAAAUUUCCUCUCAGGCAAAGAUUGAAUCCGAGAAAGCACGAAUUCUCAGUGAACCACUGGUCAAACAGUUGGUCAUACCGGAGAUUUGCGUGUCUGAUGAAGAGGACGACAGAUCGGUAGGUAGCCAGGAAUCGCUGAGCUUGCAAAUUGAUCACUGUGUGGAAAAGGCUGCGGAAUUGAUCAGUGAAGUGGUGGAGAAUGGGCGAGGCAAAACCGAUCCGUCAAAAGCUGGCGGAACGGUUCCGGCGGGUAAAAAUGGAUCGGCGUUGAACGGAAGCAACGCUAGCGAGGGCGGCCUCUACGGGUGUCAUCAGGAGGAUCCGGACGUGUUGAAGUUAAAGCUGGACCUUUACCAAGACAUGGGAGGUAUGGAUUACGAGGCCGAAGAUAAAACGGAAGACGGUGAAAAGUUGACAGUGAUAAGGAUCAAGGAAGAGCCUUGUUCGCCGAGAAAUCUUUUCUCGGAAAAUGAAAUCCCCACCAUUGAAUUGACCUCGACGGACGACGAAGUAGUAACGAUUUCCAUCAGUCCGAAAUCGAAGGUAAAAACCAAACAGAACAAGAAAAGCAAGAAACGGAAGUCUAAGAAGAAAGGAUCCACGGAAUAUGUGGACCUCAGAAUGGAUUCAUCGGAAGAUUCCUUUCCAAUUGUGGUGGAUUCAUCAACGGUUUCGAUUGAUUCCCGGAAUACCGAGAUGCAUUCUGAAGAGUCUGAAAAGGCAAAAGCUUUGCAUAAUCGUAAGGUCACCACAACUCCGGAGGUGAACGGUGUUGGUAAGAAAUCCAAAACUGCGCGAAAGAGAUCUGUAGAUGCUGAUUUGAUCGAACCGCCAGUCAAAAAGAAGAAGAAAGUUGAUCCAGCCAUGAUGGGAUACCAAAAGCGCCGCAGAUCCGUUGGUCGAUCGGCAUCGAAAUCGAGUAUGCUUUCGGUCACGUCGGUUUUGUCAUCGAUUCCGGAUGAGGAUAUGGUUGUGAUUUCGGCGAAUGACGUCUUGCUCGCUGAUCCAUCCAUGAUUGUUACAGGUGAAACGACCAAUAUUGAGAACGAUAAACGACAGAGUGAAUCAACUGACGAGAUAACCGAUGGUAAGUUAGCAAACGAUUCGAAAGAGGAAUUAAUGCACUCGCUAGAUUUGAAGGAAGCUAUUACAAAAGAAUUGGUGCAAGAGGUCUCGCUGAACGGCGACAAGAAUGAGAAUGAGUCGGAUGAGCAUAGCUUCCCAUUGCCAACAACGGAUAUAGCGCUAGAGGACAUGCUUGAGUCAUUUAUCGAUAAAGAAGCGAACAGCAAACAUUCCGAACUAGUUUUCCACUCCAUUUCCCCGGAGGAAAAGUUUUUGAUGGAUUCGCUGUUUGCAGAUUGCGAGAAGCAGUCGCAACAAGUCCCCAGCGAGGAUCACCUGGAAUCCCUCAAAACCAUCAUGGAUGACGGAAAGCCUCUAGUUGAGCCCCAGAAAGUAACGGAACCAAUCGCUAUAAGUUACACAAUUUGCGAUGAAAGUAUUCAGCCGGAAACUGUUCACAUGCAACUGGAGACUUAUGCUCCCGAAGGCGAAUCUGUACCGGAUAUGGCCAAAGGACCAAAAGCUCCGAACAUCAAAAUCAUCCAGAACUACCAGAAAUAUCCAUUCCAAUCUAAACCUCCGAAAAAACAGAAGCUCAAAGAUAACAAUUCCAAUGGCCAACAGCGUAAGGGGCGAGGACGUAAAAAGCGAGAAGUCAAAGAUGACACCGACGAAGAAUAUCUUCCAUCAAAGGUACGCACUCGCAAUCGCGGCUCAAAACCACGAAAGCGUAAAAAUUCAAAACCCCAAUUGGAAGAAGAGGAGCUCAACGUCGUGGAUCAACAACAACACCCGGAGGAUGGACCUCUCAUUUCGGAGCAUUCUCUUCCCAAAUUCGACAACGGAGACGAUGACGACGACGGAACGGCAACUACGUCCACGGUGUGCCGUAACAUGCCAACCCUGGAGGAGGAUUUGGCAAUGACCAGUUCGGAUGAGGGUGAAACGUUCGAGGCUACCAGCAAGGAAUUGAUUACGACGUCGCCGUCGAAAAUUAGCUCAUCCAGUACCGAAGGAAGUGGUGGUGGUACAAAGCUGAACGAUGAUGGGAAAAAGGAGAGAGACGAACGACAACCAAUUCGGAUCACGAAGGAAUCGUUUAAAGUGAUAAGAACUGAUGGCGAUAAUUUGAAGCUCACUCUUUCGGUGCCCAAACGUUGUCGACCUAAGCUGAAAGGUUCCGGUAGUUCUCACCCAGAGUCAAGUAACGCCAAGAACCCCAAGACAGCUGGUGGUGUGGCCAAACGAGGUCGACCGAAGGGCAGUAAGAAUAGAAAGAUUUCUGAUUUCUAUCCUUCAACCAACGAUCGCAAAGAAACAAUUGAACCGAUAGAGGAAUCACACAAAGAAUCUGCCUCACAACAAUCACUAUCGACGAUUGGAAAAGGGGACAAAGUAUCCACCAAGCCGUCACAAAAGCGCAAGCGUAAACGUGUGAUUAGCAGCAGCAACAGUGAAGUUAGUACCGCUACUAUCAGUAACAGCGUGGAUACUGAACCAGAACUACAACUGAGCGCAUCCACUAUCGGGUCGGACACUGAACAAACUGCAGAAGGAGCUAGUUUGGAAACAACCCAAGUCGCUGCCGACAAGAUGGACAAUCUUCAGAUUGUAAUAUCGCCACUUACCGAGGAUAAGAUACGUAAAAUAAACACCCCGCAAAAGUCUAAAGGGCUUACCAAAGCUAGCCAAACGGAAAUUUCCGGCUUGACGUGGUCCAUCGAUCUACACCAGAUAGACUUCCGAUCGGAAUACUUUGAGAAGCUUCGAAUCCUGUUGAACAACGGGGCACGGACCGGUGGUGACCGUUCCUUCAAUGGCGUGGACAUUCCGAGUCGAUCUUCGCUGCAGCGAUGUCUGGUAAUGUCACCUAACCCGAGACAACAACCGGCCCGACCUGUUCCAGAUGGUCACAACAGGAGCUCUGCAGAGGAUUUGUUGUUCCAACGCGCCCUCAAUGAAGUCGAAUUGGGUGCCAACAAUACGGAGGACCGGUCGGCUCGUCAAAGAUUGGAGCGAGUAGUUAACAGCGUACGGUCUACUUUCCGUAUACCGAAGGUGAAGAAGCAGGCUUCUUCAUCACCGCAGGAUGUAACUUCAUCGACGCCGCAUGUUGCGGAACCAGUCUACAGAGAUGAUGAUCUUGGCGUUGAACAGCUUCCCUCAACUUCUCGCUCCGUAGAUCGAUCUCAACAAAGCAACGGGCCGUCCAGCAGUCUGAGACCUCCGGAAACAGCUGGCGUAGUGCAACGGACCAUUACAAACGACUACGUAGAUGAGAAUAGCGAGAACUCGGAUAAUGUCAGCGCCAUGUCGAGAGAACGACAACAAAUCAGACAAAACAUCAUGUUGCAGGACAGAUUUGAGGUGCCGGCAAACCUAAACAUGAAUGCAGGCCGAGUGAACGUGGGCUAUAUGCCUCCAUCAAGCGCAGAAAACGGACAGCUGGAAACCGGGCGCCCCCUUCCUAAUCCUGACCCUCGACCGGCCCGCGUACCCCCGAUUUCGCUGGAAACCCAGUCCGGACUGCCGAGUCGUGCUGAGUUACUCAACGUCCGACGAACGAUUCGCAACGACGCACCACCGCCGCUACAACAACCCCCGCAGCUUGUUCUGCCCGAAGUUCCGCCACCCAUGGUCCAACAGUUCCUUCCGGAAGCGAAGUACAAUCCUCCUCAGGCGAAUGCUCCUUUUACGAUGUUUGGUGGCUUCCAACCGGCGCAAUUUGCUGUAAGUAGCAAUUCAUUUAACAGAACGGGUUCGUUACUCGGUUAUUCUGGGUUGGAAACGCCUUCGAUGUUUAGUGGUGAUAUGAUGAGCCUGCAGCAGCAACAGCAGCUUAGGGGUAACCCCAGCAAUAUCAAUGAUUUCCUGACCAUGCUGUGGGAACAGUUUAGGCAGCAACAGCAACCUAUUCGUCAGCAACCGUUGAUCCAGCCUCCAUUGCAGCCUCCUGUUGCACCGUUAGCCCAACCACAGGUUGUCUCGAUGCCGCCGAGUAGUUCGAAUCAGCAACCAAUUCUCAGCCAGAUGUUGUCUCAGAUGAAUCAGAUCUCAAUGCAACCAUCAGUCCCGCAAGCCACGCCAUUCGAACCUCAACGCGCCAACGAACAGGUGGAAAUCAUAUGCUCCAUUUUCGGGUGUUUCGAUUUCCUAAACGACAGAUGCAUCAAAACUCACUGUCGUUAUCCGCAUAUCCUGCCGAGAGAAGAGGAGGUCUUCCAGAAACUCCUGAUGCAAAGUCGUGACGUUAUCAUGGCGAGUUAUCGAUUUGUGGCCGGCAGAGAUGAUUUGUUCAUCAAGUACUUCCCGGCGUACGCCAGCGUCAUGGGACGCAACAACAUGCGCCAUCAGCUUGUGAAUACUAUCACGGAUUGCGAGCAGUCGAAACGACCGAUUCAGUACUACAAAUAUAUCGUGGAAGGUCUCAAAGUUAGUGGCACCAGUGCGGUACAAGCUGUACAGCUGAUUCUGGAGAAACACACGAAGAAAAGCUUCAACCAGAUCAACGUUUUGAUCGAACUGAUUCUGGACACCGGUGAGGGUAUACCAACUUUCCUCCGCAUACUGGAGGAGUUUUUCCACGUGAAAGAUUACUACUACGAAAUCCCAUCCGUUAAUCGUUUGCUCGAGUUCAGCGUGAUAUCCACCCUUCCAAUCAACGAGUUGGCCACGUUCGUUUCCAAACUGAUCCUGAAGGUUCCCGCUGGAGCGGAACAGUUCGUAAACACCCGGAUGUUGUUGGAGUUUAUUCAGAAGGUAAGACUAGAUCCGGCAUUGGCUCUGGACGUAGAAGAUAUCGUUAAGAAGUACGGCAGUGUUGUGAUGAGGCCGUAACCGUAAGAUUCGUUAUAUUCCGAUUUAUAUGAGGUGGUGGGAAAGCUUUCCUGCAUAUUUGAUUUUUUAUGCCAUGCAGUCGGUACCCAUGUUGAGUACACUUGACAAGAAGUCUGUAUUGUUUUUUUUGUUUUCAUUUUUGGGAAACGAUUACUUGUAAGAUGGAAACCUGUUGAUCAUUAUGUGAUGAUUUCGAAGAGAGAAAUAAAGUGCGUAGUCCGGAA